This is a messenger RNA of Symsagittifera roscoffensis, 312 nucleotides long. RefSeq lists its product as uncharacterized. Bases 1 to 312 code for a protein of 103 amino acids. The transcript has a single exon. Gene Ontology annotation, molecular function: nucleic acid binding. NCBI's taxonomy places the organism in Eukaryota, Metazoa, Xenacoelomorpha, Acoela, Convolutidae. The record is from RefSeq and is a predicted model, not a curated record.
AUGACAGACUGGGAUAAAUAUCUGCCGCAAUUGGUCGGGGCUUACAACAGCACGCAACACUCGACAACAGGAAUCAGUCCCUUCAUGAUGCUAACGGGCAGGGAGAGAGCAAUGCCCCUAACGUUCUUUUACCCAGAAUACGAAGGGAAAAAGACGUCGCCACAAGCCUAUGUGAAGCAAACGGUCAAAAAACAACAGGAUCUAAACGAACUGUGCAGGAGGAACACGACGCAAGCACAAAUGAGGCAGCUGAAGAAAUAUGAUGAGAAGAUACGUCAAGCUAAACCGUAUGCAGUGGGCCAGUACGUCUGA